GGGUUCACUUUGCCGCAGCCUCGUUAUCACUCUCUUCAAACUUGUAGUGAUUUUGUGUAUACAAUCUGGGCUGUGAUGGAGCGCUGGCGGGGCAGAGUGGCUCUGGUGACUGGAGCGUCGGUUGGGAUCGGGGCGGCUAUAGCCAUCGAGCUGGUCCGGUGCGGCAUGAAAGUGAUGGGCUGCGCCAGAGACGUCGGGAAAAUACAGAAACUGGCAGCAGAGUGUCAGAGUGCCGGCCACCCCGGUGUUUUGGUGCCUUUCAAGUGUGACUUGACCAAAGAGGAGGAGAUUCUGUCCAUGUUUGCGGCCAUCAAACAGCAGCACAAAGGUGUGGACGUGUGCAUCAACAACGCUGGCUUAGCUCUGGCAGAGCAGCUGCUAAACGGCAAAACCAGCGGCUGGAAGAGCAUGAUGGAUGUGAACGUUCUUGCAGUGAGUAUCUGCACACGUGAAGCGUAUCAGUCGAUGAAGGAGAGAAACGUGGACGAUGGGCACAUCAUAAACUUGAACAGUGUGUGUGGACAUCAGGUCUAUCCCAUUCCUGAUCUGCAUUUCUACACCGCCACCAAGUAUGCUGUAACUGCUCUGACCGAGGCCCUGAGGCAGGAGCUGCGUGCAGAAAAAACUCAUAUCAGAGCCACAAACAUUUCUCCUGGUUUAGUGGACACUGAAUUCGCAUCACGGCUCCACAGCGACGAUCCAGAUAAAGCAGCUGGUUUAUAUGCUUUAAAUAAGCCUCUGCAAACGAAAAACAUCGUCAGUGCUGUCACAUACGCGCUCAGUGCCCCUCCUCAUGUUCAGAUUGGAGACAUUCAGUUUGAUGCUGUGUAGCAGGUGACAUGCACGUUGACAUGCACCCAGCUCAGUCUUCAUAUUAAAGUGUUGUCAUUGGCUCGCCCGACUACUCAAAUCUGCAAAACUAUAAUCAAUUCACAGAAGGUUGAAUCAAAGGAAAUUCAUCCUGCUGUUAACCGCCUUCUUCUCAAAGCCUCUGCUGCUACCUUUGCACAAGCGCCCCUACUGGCCAACUCAAGGAAUACCCCUGAAAACACUGGUUAAUGACAGCUUCCUUCUUACUGUAACAUCUUAGUUGCUGGAGAGUUUUUAAAGUAUAAGUGUACUGCUAAGGAGAUAUUAAUUUGAUUGUUUCUCUCACUGGAUGUACCAAAGUUUCCAUGGGAUGAUUUUAAUCAUGCCUCAUUUAAGAGGACAUUUACUUUUUCAUCUGUAUGUCUCUUGUCCAAUCAGGUCAACAGUGUAUUAGAAAUAUUAAAAAUUCAAUACUAUAAUUUCCCCAAAACUACACAGUUAUAUGAACACACAACUUUCCACAGGCAGAGUUGGGGUCAGGCUGAACAGGAGCCAAGUGACUUAUUUGUUCUUUACAUGUAGAGUGCUCUGAGCAGACAAUUAACUUGGACUGACACGUGAUAAACUUGAACAUAAAAAACGUACG
Archocentrus centrarchus (flier cichlid) is the source of this 1456-nucleotide messenger RNA. Its product is annotated as dehydrogenase/reductase SDR family member 11-like. The coding region runs from base 76 to 831 and encodes 251 amino acids. Lineage: Eukaryota; Metazoa; Chordata; Actinopteri; Cichliformes; Cichlidae. The transcript is spliced from 7 exons. The record is from RefSeq and is a predicted model, not a curated record.